This is a messenger RNA of Sycon ciliatum, 2965 nucleotides long. Its product is annotated as pleckstrin homology domain-containing family G member 3-like. The transcript has a single exon. Lineage: Eukaryota; Metazoa; Porifera; Calcarea; Leucosolenida; Sycettidae. Gene Ontology annotation, molecular function: guanyl-nucleotide exchange factor activity; small GTPase binding. The record is from RefSeq and is a predicted model, not a curated record. Bases 268 to 2604 code for a protein of 778 amino acids.
GCUUGGAUAUGGAUGAGCUUGCAGUUGCAGUAAUCAAAAACACUUCGUGGCUUGCGCAUGCGUGUUUGGUGAAGUCUGUGCAGGACUUCGAAGCAGGCAGUGGAGCUCUGGUUGCGUAGGUUAGGUACUCGUCAUCAUCAGGAGAGCGAAAUAGCAAAGUUGGUCCUGGACAUGGUGGUGGCUGACAGCGGCGAGGGAUUGGUAACCCGGAGUGGGUGACAGUUUUGUGGAUUUCGCUGCCACCAGAGCAGUUGACAGAGAUAUCUGAUGGACGGUGACGACCUGUAUCAGGAUGUGGCGUCUCUGGGAUCUGCUUCUUCGGUGCCGGACCGAUGCCGUAAUGUCAUAAAGGAGCUGAUCGACACUGAGUCAUCUUAUGUAACCUCCCUCCGCGAUGUUCUUCAAGGAUAUCAGGAGCCUAUUAAAGUCCAGCAGCAUCUGCCAGUGAAGACUGAGGAUGUUGACACGAUUUUUGGCAAUACGGCAGGACUGCAUGCGUUCAGCAGAAGACUGCUGAAAUUGUUUGAAAUUUCUCAAAAUGAUAUAAACGGUCUGGCUUCCAUUUUCUUGGAAAGGGAAUCUGACUUCAAGAUCUAUACUGACUAUUGUACAAAUCACCCACGUUCCAUCAAAACACUAACAUCAGCUCAACAGCAGCCUACUGCAGCAGAGUUCUUCUAUGGAUGUCAGCUUGCCCUGGGGCACAUGCUGCCACUGAGUGCUUUCUUGCUCAAGCCUGUGCAGCGAAUCCUGAAGUAUCAUCUUCUUCUUGCUGACCUUCUCAAACAAUAUGGAAAGGCCGUCAGCACUGAGGAUGAGACGUACAACCUCCUGCGGAAAGCGCAGAUCACCAUGCAGAGUGUUGCCAAUUAUAUCAAUGCAUCAAUGCGAAAGGAGGAAGCGAAAGAGCUCAUCAAGAUGAUUCAAGGCUUAACGUACGAUGAUGAGCCUGGUGCGCUUGUUAUGGAAGGUGUAUUCCGUGCUCAGGGCGCCAAAGUCAAACGAAAAGUGUAUAUAUUUGAGAAGCUGGUCGUCCUGACAAAGCGAGCGAAGGAUAACGUAAACUACCUGCACAAGGCUCACAUUCUCCUGUCGCAGCUCACGGUGGUUGAGUCUCCUCCUAGUGUGCGGGAUCCGCUUGCCUUCCAGCUCUGCUCUUCGGAUGGGAAAACACAGGCCUGUAUCCUGUAUGCUAAAGAUGCUGAACAGAAGAAUAAGGUCAUUUCUCAACUCCGCCGGUUGAUUCUAGAGCACCUUCCCAACUUGCCAGCUGACGCAAGGAAGAAGAUGAUGGACUCUAUCGAGUCUGGCGGAGCUGUUGUGCCCAAGGGAGAUGCACCCAGCUCACCGUUGGUUCACAAGGAUAGAUUCCAGAGACAGAAGGUGACAAAGGCGAAGCGCGGCAGUGGUCGAACCAAGAAAGACUCGCAGGCCAACGAGAAUCACCUGGAGCCUAGUGAUGCACCGCACGCUGACUUAACACCCGCCGGUAGUGUCACCUCGAUGGAUAGCAUUAGCUCUACAGCUAUCGGUGACUCCCCAGCUGACGAAACCGUCGGCGACGAAUCCACGACUGACCCAACCAUCUAUGCCAUGAGUGAGGAUAUUUACAGUAGCAUCUAUGGCACAGUGGGUGAGCAGCUCCAGUUCUGUCCAAGUGAUGAUGAGCACGACGACGAGAAUGCCAAAGAUGAUGAUCAGCAGGACGACAAACAGGAGGAGGACGAAGAACCGGAAGUCCAACGACAGACAGUUCUGGAGCUUAACAGCUCCCCGAAGUGCGAGCCACUAGGUGAGGAUCUGCUCGAUAAGCCUGAAGUUGUUGUGCCAAUGUCGACUGACUAUCGCUUUGCUGCACCACGUCGCUCUUGUGAGCCACGCAUGAGCAGCUCCAGUCUUGGACUUGGUGGCGGCGGCAAUAUCUCCCGUAUUCUUACCUCCGCUGUGACGCAAGCAAACACAUCCACAAUGAAUCGCAUGGAAAGUGUGGCGAAUACAAGUCGCGCCACAGCAAAAACGACCCGGGCUGAAGGCCGAGCAUCAGCCAGUCAGACUAGCAUUGUUCAAGAUAAGAAGCAGCAGGAAGCAUCGAUGGCACUCACCAAGGGACUGGUGGGCCGUCUUGUGAAGAAGUACACAGAGUUGACUGAAGAAAAGCCAGACACCAGGAGCCAUAGAGGGUCCGUUGCCAGCCUAACAGCGUUAGACGAUCCCAUCACCGUUACAGAGCCGCUAUCUCCGCACCGGCACAUGCCCCGCUUCCGAAGUGCGUCUGUUGGUGCAUCGCCCGCUGAAGACAGCGCUCCAAUCAGGCCCAAAAAGGCGAGCACCAACCCAGCAUUGCAGAAAUCCAAGAGCAAGCCGCCGCUGCGUCGUGGCUACUCUACUGUCCGGAAAUGCACUGCACAGUACCCAUCGCUCUACGCAGUGUCGGCGGAGCUUCGUCGUGAUGGAUGGCGCAUUUCCCGCAAGGUGAAUAGCCGGCGCACGAGCGCUGCGUAUAGUUCCAAAACCACCACGUACAUCAAUCCCAAGGGUAAGGGGCCUGUUUCAUCGGGACGUGUGAGAGACCUUAUUGCCAAGUUUUCUGUACAACCCAUGUAGUUCAUUCUUACCAACCCAUUCGUUUCCCAAGCAGGAUAUAUUUUCUGUGCGUUGACUCCUCAUUUUUCAUAAGUGCUGGCACCCUUUAUCUCUGUAAAGCAGUCGCUAGAAUUCUCCCAUGAAACUUCCUCUACAGUUGCUUUAUCCGAUAAUUAUUUAUACUUUCAUCCCUUGCUUCUUUUUCUUUUGCAACAGUUGAAUGCUCUGUGAAGUGCUCACGAUGAUUAACUGGCUAACUGUGAUGUACAGCAUACAUAGUCGUACAGAGUAGCCUUGGACGUGUAUUUUAACACAGCUGGUUUAUAAAUAUAAUAAUUAUUGUGCAUCCUUUCUCCAGGUACAGUGAUUACCCACAACCUCA